AGCGAACAGAUAGUAUAUGUAGGAGAGAGGAUGAAGCUACCCUUCAAGAUCAAUAAGAAGUCACUUUGGUAUACAUUGGCACCAAUGUUGGGCGUAACAAUCGUCUGCUUUGGUGCUCUCAAUCACUUCAUGGAGCACAAGUAUGAGCGAUGGGAUAGCAGAAGACUUGGUGACCCAAACAAGAAGUCAUCAUCUCUCGAAGAGGAGUAUGAGAAAAUGUCAAAGAAGGUAGACUUGUCUCACUGGGAGGCAAAGCCUGUGCCUGGAAGCAAGGGAUACGAGAAGUAA
This is a messenger RNA of Acytostelium subglobosum LB1, 288 nucleotides long. RefSeq lists its product as hypothetical. Lineage: Eukaryota; Evosea; Eumycetozoa; Acytosteliales; Acytosteliaceae. Gene Ontology annotation, cellular component: mitochondrial membrane. The record is from RefSeq and is a predicted model, not a curated record. The transcript has 2 exons. The annotation marks the transcript as partial.